GUGUAGACGAUUUUUAACAUAAAUUAAAUGAAACAUCCUAAGCAAAUUGUCAUAUUGAUUCCUUUCAUUAUGUCAGCCUUUUUGUUCUCAUAACAAGUAACGAGUAUCUCUAAAAAAAACAAAAAGUCACGAGUAAAUUCAAACCUAGAAAUCAACUGUAUCAUUAUUUACAUACAAAUUUGCACACUUCAUUAGUUUUUAUAAUAAUGUAUGGAUUUGACGUAAAUUUAUCGUUUUCUUAACCAAGAAUAGGGAUGGCCGUAGAUCUCCGACCUAGAAUGAAAGAGCCAUGGCUGGACUACUACUCCGUCGGCAACAUAUUUUGGGCGAACCCUACGGUGUACAAGUACGACAGUAAACAACGGUCGGAUGAAGUAAAGACAUUGCAGCAGCUGGUGGGUGAAUUGAGGAGUUCGGUUUCAAAGGUAGACGAGAAGUUGAUGCAGAAGUUAGAAGGCGGGGAUGGAAGGGAGGAGUUCUUCAUGAAUCAGCAGUCGUGGCUUAUGGCAUUGAUGCCGACGGGCGUAGCUGAAAGUGAGAGCAGGGUGAUGAUGUUUGGGAUGUCGAGCUUGGUCGGGAUAAGAUUUUAUGAUGUAGAUUUUGGAUGGGGAAACCAGCCUGGGUCAGCAUGACUGGAUUUGCAAAUCAGAUGUUCAACGUGGUUUUUCUGAUGGAUUCGCCGAUCGGACAUGGAAUCGAAGCUUGGGUUACCAUGCACGCACAGGAAAUGACCAUCAUGGAUCAUGAUCCUGAAUUCCUUGCUUAUGCCAAUAAUAAUCCAAGUGUAUUAUGGGCGUGUCUAGCCCGACUUUGAAACGAUCGUGUAUGUGUGCUUCUCACGAGCACCAAAUAGAAGGUUACACAAAUUUGAAUGUUUUGGUAAGCCGUCGAUGUGAGCAUUAUGUGUUGUUCUAUUUUCUUCGACUACAAUUGCUUUCAUUUGGUGCUAUAGUGCUCUCAAUCUUUAUCAUGUAAUAGUCUAUUGUACUACACUCGUGAUUCCUACUUAUUUGAUGAUAUAUGCGUAAUAAUAACAUGUAAACUUG
Molecule: messenger RNA, 1046 nt
Organism: Linum trigynum
Lineage: Eukaryota; Viridiplantae; Streptophyta; Magnoliopsida; Malpighiales; Linaceae
Source: the annotation of a GenBank genome assembly